Molecule: messenger RNA, 1863 nt
Organism: Hypoxylon trugodes
Lineage: Eukaryota; Fungi; Ascomycota; Sordariomycetes; Xylariales; Hypoxylaceae
Product: glycoside hydrolase family 2 protein
Exons: 8
Coding region: 1-1863 (620 amino acids)
Biological process (GO): carbohydrate metabolic process
Molecular function (GO): hydrolase activity, hydrolyzing O-glycosyl compounds
Source: RefSeq, a predicted model, not a curated record
AUGCAUUCCAACUUGUUUACAAGCCUCUUAACUCUAGUCCCGGUGCUGGGAAACCUCGCACUAGGAUAUGAGGUCCAGACUCCUCCGCUUGAUACCGAUUGGACAUACUCCGUCGGGACCGACCCUUGGCCCGAGUAUCCCCGUCCCCAGCUCCAACGAUCUCAAUGGCAGAGUUUAAACGGCAUCUGGAAGUGGAAGAACGCAUCCUACCCGGGCGAACCUGUCCCAGCCAGCAACAGCUUCCAGCAGGAUAUCCUGGUGCCAUCAUGCAUUGAGAGCGCCCUCUCAGGUGUCAUGCAGAUGAACCAGACAUAUUCGUGGUACCAAACUGAGUUCAAGGUUCCCCAAGGUUACGCGACAAAAAGCCAACGGCUUUUGCUGAACUUCGAGGCUGUGGACUACCAGGCUACUGUCUAUGUCAACGGCGAUUUGGUUGGAACGCACGUAGGCGGCUACUGGCAUUUCAACUUCGACAUCACCAAGUACCUUAGUUCCAACGGCACCAACACUCUACAUGUCUUCGUAUUCGACCCCACAGAUCGUGAAGGCUUCAUGAUUCCUGUUGGAAAGCAGACUCGUACGCCUUCGCACAUCUUCUACACGCCUUGCUCGGGUAUCUGGCAGACAGUUUGGCUAGAAUCUGUCCCGGAAACAUACAUCAAGCAGCUUGACGUUAUCGCGGACAUGUCGGGACAAGUCAAUGUCACUGUUGGAACUAGCCAAGGUUCCGACCCAGUCACGAUCUCUAUCGUUGACAGCGACGGCAAGGAGGUCGGCUCCGCAAAGGGCGUCGCUAACAAGCCAUUCGACUUCGUUGUGGAUUCCCCUGACCUAUGGUCUCCGGACUCACCUACACUUUACAACAUCUCCGUCAAGGUGGGACAGGAUAGUGUAACGUCUUACACGGGUUUCCGAACCUUGUCUGUUGGCGAAAUCGACGGAGUGAAACGCCCGCUGCUCAACGGCGAAUUCAUCUUCCAAUUCGGCACUCUCGACCAGGGUUUCUGGCCUGAUGGUAUCUACACACCGCCCAACCGGGAAGCGAUGGUUUACGAUCUCCAGGUCUUGAAGGAUCUCGGUCUUAACAUGCUUCGGAAGCACAUCAAGGUUGAAAAUGCCCUUUUCUACCAGGCUUGCGACCAACUUGGAUUGUUGCUCAUCCAGGACAUGCCAUCUAUGCCUCUACGAACGCCAGAUGCGGAUCAACAAGCCGACUGGGAACGUCAGCUUGAUAUUCUCAUCCAGCAACACAAGAACUUCCCUAGCAUCUACACUUGGGUCAUCUACAACGAAGGAUGGGGUCAAAUCACAGACAGCUACUACCCCGAGUUCAACAUCACCAACCGUAUCAGGGAGCUCGACUCCACCAGAUUCAUCGACGCUACUACUGGAUGGCACGACCACGGCGCUGGUGAUUGGCAUGAUAACCAUCACUACGCGAACCCCCAAUGUGGCACACCUUUCUACUCUAUCCAGUCGACUCCUUAUGACCACCAGCGAAUCGCCAUCCAGGGUGAAUUUGGAGGAAUUGGCCACAAUGUCUCCGCGGAGCACUUAUGGAAGGUCGAUGAUGCUUUCAAUUCCAUCAACCAGACCUACGAAAUCGAUCAGGAUCUUGAUGCCUACAACUACCGUGGUCAUCUUCUAUUGAGCGAACUCCGCGACCAGAUCGAGAAGUACGCUUGCUCGGCAGCUGUAUGGACGCAAACCACCGAUGUCGAAGGAGAAGUCAACGGCUUCCUCACUUACGACCGACGGUUACAACGCACAGACAAGGAUCAAUGGCGAUCCGACAUCCAGGCCCUAUACGAUGCGGCCGCAGCCAGGGGUGGAAAGAAAACGAACAGGAGGAUGGUGUUAUAA